Messenger RNA from Hippopotamus amphibius kiboko, 6554 nucleotides. It is a transcript of the gene RBMS2, whose product is annotated as RNA binding motif single stranded interacting protein 2. The coding region runs from base 180 to 1403 and encodes 407 amino acids. The transcript is spliced from 14 exons. Gene Ontology annotation, cellular component: ribonucleoprotein complex; nucleus; cytosol. Lineage: Eukaryota; Metazoa; Chordata; Mammalia; Artiodactyla; Hippopotamidae. Gene Ontology annotation, molecular function: poly(A) binding; poly(U) RNA binding; mRNA 3'-UTR binding. The record is from RefSeq and is a predicted model, not a curated record.
UCAGUGACGUAAACAAGCAGCCCUAGCUCAUUCUUUACUCGCCCCCCCUUCUCCUCCCCCUCCCUUUUCCCUCUCCCUUCUCUUCCUCCCUCCCUCCUUCCCUCCCUCUCCCUCUCUCUCUUUCCUCUCCCUUUCCCUCUCCCUCUUCUCUCUCUUAGCUUCAUAACAUUAAAGAGAAAAUGCUGCUAUCAGUGACUUCCAGGCCUGGGAUUUCGACUUUUGGCUAUAACAAGAACAACAAGAAGCCAUAUGUGUCAUUGUCUCAGCAAAUGGCACCACCUAGUCCAAGCAACAGUACCCCCAGCAGCAGCAGCGGGAGCACUGCAAACGACCAGCUGAGUAAAACCAACCUCUACAUCCGGGGAUUGCAGCCAAGCACUACUGACCAGGACCUAGUCAAGUUGUGUCAGUCAUAUGGCAAGAUUGUCUCCACUAAGGCCAUACUGGACAAGACCACAAACAAAUGCAAAGGCUAUGGCUUUGUGGACUUUGACAGUCCUUCAGCAGCACAGAAAGCUGUAACAGCACUGAAAGCCAGUGGUGUACAAGCACAGAUGGCAAAGCAACAGGAGCAGGACCCCACAAAUUUAUACAUCUCAAACCUCCCACUGUCAAUGGAUGAGCAAGAACUGGAGGGAAUGCUGAAGCCCUUUGGCCAGGUUAUCUCCACUAGAAUCCUUCGAGACACCAGUGGGACCAGCAGAGGGGUUGGCUUUGCAAGGAUGGAGUCCACAGAGACGUGUGAAGCCAUCAUCACCCACUUUAAUGGAAAAUAUAUUAAGACACCCCCUGGAGUACCAGCCCCAUCUGAUCCCUUACUUUGCAAAUUUGCUGAUGGGGGUCCAAAGAAACGACAGAACCAAGGGAAAUUUGUGCAGAAUGGACGGGCCUGGCCAAGGAAUGGAGACAUGGGAGGUAUGGCCUUGACCUAUGACCCCACCACAGCGCUUCAGAAUGGGUUUUACCCAGCUCCUUAUAACAUCACCCCCAACAGGAUGCUUGCUCAGUCUGCACUGUCCCCAUAUCUUCCAUCUCCUGUGUCUUCAUAUCAGAGAGUAACUCAGACAUCUCCUCUACAAGUACCUAACCCGUCUUGGAUGCACCACCAGUCAUACCUCAUGCAGCCUUCAGGUUCAGUUCUGACACCAGGAGUGGAUCAUUCCAUUUCUCUCCAGCCUGCCUCCAUGAUGGGACCUCUUACCCAGCAACUGGGCCACCUCUCUCUCGGCAGCACGGGCACGUAUAUGCCAACAGCUGCAGCUAUGCAAGGAGCAUACAUCUCCCCGUACACCCCUGUGCCUUCUUCUAGUGUUUCAGCUGAGGAGAGCAGCAGCCAGCAGAAUCAAGUGACGGUGGAUGCUCCCGCAGACCAUGGGGUCUAUUCUUUCCAGUUCAACAAGUAACAGUGGAUUUCCCUCCGCAUCUUUGUUGAGUAUAAAUGAAUUCUUGGAGAUGCUGACGCUGCAGACUCCAGAGGGCUGACCAGGAACACAGCCCCUUUGUGGCCCGGUGAGGACUAACACAUGGCCGUCGGUUUUCACAGGCCUAGGCCUGGACAAAGAAAUCUCUGCACUCCUGCCCUCUGCUCUCCCUCCGCUCCUGGUGGAGCUUGGAGGAACUGUCACUUUCUGUGUGUGCUACAGUCAAGGAGAUCAAAAAAACUUUUUUUCUUUUGUGAAGAAAGUUUUAUGUUUUGUUUUUAACUGCAAUAUAUUCUUUCCCUACCCCAAAGAGACAUGGUGCCUGGAACUUCUUCUAAUCUUUAUGAAAAACAGUUUUUGAUGUGAUGGACUUAUUUGGGAAGGCUUUUUAAAAAAAUUAUUUCUUUUCUUAAAAAAAAGAAAAAGGUGUGGUGCUAGAACAUUGAUGGAGUCCUCCUGUGGGCCCUUCUUACUGAGUUUAGUUAUGGACUUUUUGGCAGGGUGUGUGUAAGAAAAUACGCAGAUUUUUACAGUUAUGUUUUAUAAAGCUCUUAGAUCACACACCCCAUCUCUUCUUCAUGUACAUUUUAUGCCUUCUUUCUCUCAUCCAGAUUGUUCUUUUUUUCUUUUCCAUAGAGCAGAACCUGCCUACGUUGCCUCUUUACAGUUUUUAAUUUUGUGAAUUUCUUUUUUGAAUGAAACGUCGUAUGGAAUUUGGGGGGGCUGGUCAAGGAAGAAGGUAGAACACUAAGCAGGCCAUGGAAGUGGCUUUUCCUCCCUCUGCCCUGCCACAUCCUAGGAGGAAAGACUAGACUUUGCCUUCUGGAAGCAGAGAUGUGACCUAGGCUCACUAAAGAGACACAUCCCACAGCCUUUGGAAGCCAUCCUUGAUCCAAAUUUGGAAGAAGACUAGGUUUUCCCUGGCAAGUUCCAGAGGAAUGGACCUACUAACUUUGGACUAAUUCUCCCUGCUGAGGCCAGCACCACCCCCUCUGAGGAAGUGUCUUCUCUGGCUAUAGCUUUUCGGGAAUACCUGCUUUUCUGCUUCCUGGAGGAUCUUUUCUGUCCUGGGUCUCAAGGCCCCUCUUUCCUAUCGCUGUGCUCAGAGCCUUUGCGUUUGGGACCUCGCUGAAUCCCCUUAGGUUCCUUCCCCACGGCAGACAAUCAGCUGCUUCACCUCUAGACCAGUGAUUCUCACAGAGGUGGUUUUGUACCCUAGAGGCCAUUUGGCGACCUCUGGAGACAUUUUUGAUCGUCCUGCCCGGGGGUGGGGGCUGGGUGCUCCUGGCAUCUGGUGGCCAGAGGCUGGGGUUCUGGUGAACAUCCUGCAGUGCACAGCAGAGCCCCAGCUGCCCCAGCACAGACUCACCUGGCUCAAAAUGUCAGUAGUGCCGAGGUCAGGAAACCUUGAUGUGGGCAGUGUCGUCCCUGCCUCCUGUACCAGAGGACGUAGUAAGUUCCCAUCCCAACCCUGGACACACAGGGCCUUUUGACACUCAGGCAACGAGUUGAGAGGGACAGAACUGAGGUUCUUGAAUUUUCCCCGGGCUUUGACCUUUGGCACCUCUGCGUACAGCAAGAGCUGUCCUUGAGAGGCUUGUGCCACGUGCACACACACGCUCAGAAGGAUCGGGGUGGGGACUGUUCUGUGCGUGUGUGCUGUGCAGGGGCGGGAGAGGACAAAGCUCUUUGUAACUGUCCAAAGCAAACUGUCCUGGUGUGUUUGGGCCCCUUCUCCAGGGAACCAGGACAUCAAAAAUAAUUUUCCUUCUUGUGGAAGGACGGCAGGGAGCUAGGAUAGAAGGUCACUAUUUACAAGGUCAGGAGUCCUUCCAAAAAAAGGUUACAUCUUGCUCUUCAUCUCCUUCUGCAAGACCUGCCUGUGCACAUGGAGGCAGAUAGGAGGGAGCCUUUGCCUGUCUUCUAGGACAUAAGAUCCUGCUCCCGUCUCUUCCCAGUCACUCCCUUCUGCACGGAAAGGAGAGUUCUGCUCCCCUUCACUUCAAGGUCAGGGGCCUUUCCCCCAGUCAGAGAGAAAGCCAAAUGAUGGAGAGUGGAGAAACAGGUGUUCAGCAGGCUGGCCGUGGGGAGAGGAAGGAGAUUAUGCUGGGCGGGAAGACGCUGUAUUGCCAGUUGUUGUACCUGGAGCUUGGGCCCAGCUUUCCCUCCCCUCCACCCAUCCCAGAGUUGAGAGUCCUAAUGCUCCCUCCCCCAGGAGUGUCCUUUUGCACAUCCUGGGGGUAAGGGAGUAGGGUAGGAUGUAGAGUGUAAAGGACAAAAUUGCCACUGUUAAUUUUCUCAUGGGUACUUCCAACCUCAGGAAGGGUUUUUCUAAUGUAAAACAGCUCCAAGCCCAGUAACCUUCUAGAAGGGUUUGGCUGGGCAGGUAGCUCUUGUUUCUGAGUCUCUAGUCCUUCGUCAAGGAAAAUACACCAUACAUUUCUUGUCCGUGGCCUUCGAGAAAAAGAGAAAAAUCUAGAAUCCUGUUCAUUUACUUAAUAGUAGUUUGGGGGAGCCUUGCUUUGCUGUGAGGUUUAGUGAAAUGAGGGACUUUCAUGUGUCAAGACUGUUCUUGAUGUCACUGCUGCCCCUCCUCUGCCUCCCAGAAUUCCUUGUUCUGUCUCCUUUCUCUGUAUUUAAAUGUUUAAAUGGCUGUAAUUUUGCUCUGUUUUGUUUUAAAACUGUGAGUUACCUUUUGUGUGUUCUCCUCAUGUGAAUCUGCUUAAUGGAUUUUAAUAAUGAAUGUUUGGGCAGGUUUGGGCAUGGAAGUGACGGAGAGCCUGAAGUUAUUUUUGUAGUGGUUAAUGGCAUCAUGAAAUUUCGUUUGGGCCUUUUUGGGUUACACUCAUGAUACUUUUUCCCUAAUUGUUAGUUCAUUUCUAACAGUUCUUAACAUGGAUGAGUGAUUGGGAAAAUGAGACAAGGAGUGAGGGAUACUUUUUCUCUCAUGAAAUAGUCCAUUGGUGGCAGGGGUGGCAGAAGAGUUGUAAGGGGAGCCUUCAAGCUCACAGCCUAGGGCUGGGCUCCUUAAACCCUAUGCUGUGUUUUCUGCAUCUGGUCUUCAUGGAGCCCAGGUCAUACUCUCUCUGUACUUCACAUCUCACUCCUGCUCAUUACAGAUGCUCAUAACAUUCUUAAAAUAUUUUAAUACUUUGUAUUUUUCUCUUUUCAGUCACAUAGAACAUACUAGAAUCCCUUUCUCAGAUGAUAUCCUUUACUAGGCUCAGAGCCUGCCUGUCCUGUCUCAUGCCAGUCUUAUUACUGCUCCUCUCUCACUCUGAGAUGAUACUCAGCCCUGAGGCUGAUUACUUUUGGAGGAAGGUGUGGGUUGAGAUGAGGGAAGAUGUGGGAAUGAUGAUGGGGAAAGGUGUUGUUUUUCAAAGGAUUUUAAGAGCUGCCCAGACUAGGAAGCCUGGUGGCUCUGAAGAGGUAAUAAACAGCCCUUGUCCAGAUGGGGGUAGUAGGGAGACGAUCCUUGCACUGAGUGUGAGGACUACACUUGCUGCUCUGCUGACCAUCCCUGGAUUGGGCCAUCUCAGCCCAGUUCCAUUCUUCCUUUUCUAACUUACUGAUCAGUGAGCUCAUUCAGUCCCUUGGUGCCUGCAUUGCUUAUUUCUUGCUGCUUCAGUGUCUGCCGUUUGGGGGCCUACAUGUGGGUUGUUACUUUGCUCCGCAAAGGUGAGGUGAGAGGCCUUGCUGGAAUGGAGUGUUGCAGGGAUCCCAACAGAAUCAUCAUCUAGGAAAAAGAAAAAAAAAAAAUUUUUUCUCUUAUGCAUGUGCCCCACCUUCUGGUCGAGCAGCAGCAUUGCACUUACGAGGGAGUUAACCUUGACCUUCUUGGCCUAGGGCAAUAAACUAAGGUCCGUGAUCCUGUCUAAACGUGUCCCCAGGCUCUCUGCUAGACCAGCUUCAGAGAAGAGGGUGGGUAUUAUGAAAACCAGUCUGUAAGGGCUAGGUCUUAAACCUUGUGCCUUAUCACACUAAUCCUUGCUGAUUACCUCUUAAACCAACUACUCCAUUUCUGUGCUACCUGCAUUUUAGGUUCUUCCAAGCAUUAGCAGAUCCCUUGUUUCCUUAGCUUUUACCCCUUCCUUUUGUAGGAGGGUCUCCCUUCAACAGCGGAGACAGGCCUGUGAGCUCUAUCACCCUUCUCAUCUGUGCUGAGUUCUGCGGCACCUCCCUUGGGGUGGCCCCCCAUGACUGCAGUAAUGAGGCUAGAUGCCCUCUCAACCCCGGUUACUACUGCUCUUUCUCCCUGGCAUGUCCACUUCUGUUUUGAAUGAACCUUCAUUCUCCAGGUGUAUCCCAGAGCUUCCUUCUUUGUUACACAUCUACCUCAGUUUCACAAUUCAAAACGGGCACAAGCAGCUGGUUUACGUCUUUCCCUCCUUUACUCUGUCCUUCCCUUCGUAAGGGUUAGGAAGCUGGCGGCUAGAGAGGGCUCAUGAUCAAAUGCAAAAACUUCAGUCAUUUUGGUUUCCGAAAUGUCUUGCGAUCUUUACCUCAUUUAUCCCCCUAGAAUAGUGUGAACGCCUCAGUUCGGUCUUGCUGAGGUAGCCGGGGUAGGCUGAGUGAUGACUGCUCUGGAUCUAACUAAUGCUUGGGAGCCACCCCCAGGAACAGAAACACUGGAGCAGAGCUUAGAAAUAGAGAGGAUGAGCGAGUUUGCCAGUGGCUACCAUUAGCUGAGAAGGUAAGCAUGCACCAGAGAGGGUGUUAGGGACUUUUAUAGGCCUGAAAGCAGAGCUGUUCCUCCUCCACCUAUUCCAGUUAGAGGGUCACCAAAACAAAACUUUAAGCCUGGAGCAUGGUAAGCUUUCCUAGCCUGAGUAAAGAAGGUUCUUGCCCCAUUACUGAUGUCCACAUCCCCCAACACACACAACGUUUUUUGGGUGGUGAGUGCUCUCUUGCAUGCACUUAUCACCUUGGACAGGAAAUAAGUUUAAUUUAUACUCAAAACACAUUUUGUACAUUUUUUCUUUAUCCAGAGGUUUCUAGUCUUAUACUCUUGCCAUGUCUAUGCCAAUGCCACCCAUUCUUCCUUUUCUGACUGUUGGUAUUCUCACGUUCCUUCCCUACAAUUUGGUGGAACUUUAUCUUAUUUCAACUUUUUAAAUAAAACACAAAAGUCUG